AAGCCCUCGUCUUUGUGGGCUGUGGCACCGCCCGACCGCCGGCUCCGAUCAUGGCCGGCGACGGCGACCUCGCCUCCCGACGCCUCUGCCAGCAAGUCGCCCUCGCCUCCGACCACGACUUCGCGUUCCAACUCCAGCUCAACGAGGCCAUCCAAGCUUCCCUCCGCGCCCAUACUCCCAAUCGGCCCUCUUCCAGGGCCGCCGCCGCCGCCACCGCAUUCUGCUCUUGCAGCUCUUGUCAACCCGUCUCUGCGCUCUGGUCCUCCGAAGUCGCACUCGCCGAACUUGCGCGCCAAGAGAAGAACCGCCGCGACGCCCAGGCCUUCCGCGCCGCCCAUGCCCAGGCAAACACCUCCGCCCGCGUGGCCUCCCGCGGCGCCCUCUUGGCGCGCGAGCUCGCCGGCACUCCAGACCUCCGACGGGCCCACGGUGGGGACCUCCUUGAGCGACCUCUGGACCCAAGCCGCUCCCCAUCCUCCCGCGUCUUCUACAAGGGCUUGUCGAACAAGGAGGGCGCCGGGGGGUGGUGGGUCGUCCCGGGCCCCCGCGUAGCGGUGCUCGCUGUGGUCGUGUACGAUCCCCAGGGGAAGGUGGUGCGCACCAUACAGAAGCGCGUGGAAAGGUUUGUGGGCGGACGCAUGGAGCUCGAGGUGCUGGCGCUCAAGGAAGGCAUCCAGGCUGCGCUCGAGCUGGGGAUACGAUGGGUUAACAUCGUCUCCGACUUCAAGGCGCUGCACAAAUAUAUGCUUGGAACUUGGCGUCCCACAAAGAACAAGAGUGAACAUUUGGUAAAUGAGGCUCUUUCCAGGCCAUCUAUAGAACGAUACCCCCCACCCCCAGCGGUAAAGGCUUCCUUACCGCUCGACUCUGCCCCUCACCCGCGACUCGCUCCUCCCCUCGAUCCGCCCCGCGCCGCCGCCUCCCUUCCAGUCCAGCGACGCCGCGCCACCGCCUCCCCUCGACCCCCUUCGGUCCUCUCCUCCUGGUCCAGCCGGCGGGUUGACCUCGCCGCAUUAGUCGCCGGGAACGACCACGCCACCCGCCUCCGACGCCGAUGA
Messenger RNA from Triticum aestivum (bread wheat), 1058 nucleotides. RefSeq lists its product as uncharacterized. The coding region runs from base 51 to 1058 and encodes 335 amino acids. The transcript is spliced from 3 exons. Gene Ontology annotation, molecular function: nucleic acid binding; RNA-DNA hybrid ribonuclease activity. The record is from RefSeq and is a predicted model, not a curated record. NCBI's taxonomy places the organism in Eukaryota, Viridiplantae, Streptophyta, Magnoliopsida, Poales, Poaceae.